Messenger RNA from Chanos chanos (milkfish), 3713 nucleotides. It is a transcript of the gene aldh9a1b, whose product is annotated as aldehyde dehydrogenase 9 family, member A1b. The transcript has 12 exons. The record is from RefSeq and is a predicted model, not a curated record. Lineage: Eukaryota; Metazoa; Chordata; Actinopteri; Gonorynchiformes; Chanidae. Gene Ontology annotation, molecular function: oxidoreductase activity, acting on the aldehyde or oxo group of donors, NAD or NADP as acceptor. The coding region runs from base 36 to 1661 and encodes 541 amino acids.
UCGUUCUGUCAUAUGAUCGUCCAGAUUUUAACAACAUGGCUGGACUGCGCGGAGUUGUAGCUUUUGGAAUCAGGUAUACAAAGUACUCUUUUUCGCUUCCACAAAUGCCCUCACAUAGAUUGCUCAAGACGGUGCGUCUGGCAGUCCGUAAUACUUCGUGCACUUUUGCUAGGAGUGCCUGCUCUGGAAGCAGAGAGAUCAGAGAUCCGCUCAACUUUUGGUGCGGUGGCCGCGUCCGCAUCGAACAUGUGAAAAAUUCAGAGCCAGUCUACGAGCCAGCAACUGGGCAUGUGCUGUGCCAUCUGGAGCACUGUGGACCACCAGAGGUAGACCAAGCCAUAAAGAGUGCCCAGGCCGCCUUUAGGCAGUGGAGUAAAAUGGCUGGCAUGGACAGAGCUAGAGUCAUGCUGGAAGCAGCUCGGAUCAUUCAGGCGAGGAGAGAGGAGAUCGCCGAGAUAGAGGUGGUUAACAAUGGGAAGUCCAUCACAGAAGCUCGCCUGGACGUGGAUUCUGCCAGACUGUGUAUUGAGUAUUUCGCUGGCUUGGCUUGUUCACUGGCAGGUCAGCACGUCCAGUUACCAGGCGGUUCCUUUGCCUACACGCGGCGGGAGCCUCUAGGGGUGUGUGUGGGUAUCGGCGCUUGGAAUUAUCCCUUCCAGAUUGCAGCCUGGAAGUCUGCCCCUGCUCUUGCCUGCGGUAACGCCAUGGUCUUCAAACCCUCACCCGUGACUCCAGUGACUGCGGUUCUGUUGGCUGAGGUCUAUGCCCAGGCCGGCGUACCCGAGGGUCUGUUCAAUGUGGUACAGGGAGGUCAGGACACUGGCACACUGCUUUGCCAACAUCCCGACGUGGCCAAAGUGUCUUUCACUGGGAGCGUCCCUACUGGCAAGAAGAUCAUGGAGAUGGCAGCCAGCGGAGUGAAGCCAGUGACCCUGGAGCUGGGCGGGAAAUCUCCGCUCAUCAUUUUUGAGGACAGUGACCUGGAGAACGCAGUCAGAGGGGCACUCAUGGCCAACUUCCUGUCCCAGGGCCAAGUAUGCAGUAAUGGAACGAGGGUCUUUGUCCAGAGGGCGCUCUUGGCCCAGUUUUUGGAGGAGGUGGUGAGAAGAACCAAGGCCAUCCAGAUAGGAGACCCGCUGCUGGAGCAGACCCGCAUGGGCCCACUGGUCAGCAGACCUCACCUGGACAAAGUUCUAGGAUACGUGGCUCAAGCCAAGAAAGAGGGGGCCAGGGUGCUUUGUGGAGGGGAGCCCUUUGUCCCUGCAGAUCCCAAACUGAGAGAAGGAUAUUACAUGUCCCCCUGUGUGCUGGAUGACUGCACAGACAAUAUGACGUGUGUGAGAGAAGAGAUCUUUGGACCUGUGAUGUCAGUGCUGGCCUUUGACACGGAGGCAGAGGUGCUACAGAGAGCUAACGACACCUCUAUGGGUCUGGCCGCUGGGGUUUUCACAAAAGAUGUGAAACGAGCCCAUCGUGUGAUAGAGCAGCUACAGGCCGGAUCCUGCUUCAUCAACAACUACAACAUCACGCCUGUGGAGGUGCCCUUUGGAGGGUACAAGGCUUCAGGCAUAGGACGAGAGAACGGCCAAGUGACGAUGGAGUUCUACUCUCAGCUGAAGACAGUGGUGGUGGAGAUGGGCGAUGUGGACAGUCUUUUCUGAGAGUGACUUAGAAACAGAGAAGUGACUCAGCUCUGGCCUGUGUGAGGAAAGAUGAGAACACCCCAAAACUUUUCCGUCUGAGGUAGAGCUGGUUUUCAGUCAGGCAGCUGUUGCAUGCGUAUACAGAUAGUUUCAAGAUCAAACCAAGUUCUCCAGGAGAGUUCUUUGACAGUUUUGUUCAUGAUUUUCCGCCGCUGAAUAUGCAAGAGCGGGUUAUGCUGCCCAGUGUUUACGGCGAUCUUGCCAUUAACAGGGAUUGUGCAACGUUAUGCUGCUACGUUGAAUUUGUUUCUCAUGAAGGAGUGAAAGGGAGGGAGUGCCAAAUGCCUUAUGGAGUGAUCUCCUCCUUUUAUUUUUACAUUUCAUAUAAAUCAAGGUCUAAUAUCUCAGAAAUGUCCAGUAACAUCUGGGAUGGUACAUAUGUAGUUUCUUUUUUUAAAAAAAAGACACACUGUGAUUUCAUGACAUUUUCAUACUACAUUGUCUUAAUGUAUGUGUGCACUACUUCAGGCAUAAAUGAAAGGACUUUUUACGUAUAUAUAAAUUUAAAAAACACUAACUGUUCUUCAGAGGCAGGUGUGUAAUGAUACUGAUUAAUGAUGUCAUAAAAAUGCAUUUAUAAAUGAGUCAGAAGUUGGAGAAAGGAGACAAGUAGAGCCAGAUGUGGCAUGAGUUUACACACACACACACACACACACACACACAUACACAUAUACAGUGUGAGUACUGUAUGUAACACUUUAGUUAUGAUUUUAAUAUACUUACUAAGAUAACGUGACAAGUUUAAAAGUUCACCAAAACCAGUUGACUUUUUGCCUUUAUGAGAAGUGAACAAACUUGUGGAGAGAGUGACAGAAGAGCAUUUACCCACAGACUAUUCUCAGUCUUUCUGAUGUAAACACUUCUUGCCCAAUGCAGACUUACUGAAAUAUGCUGGGUAAUGCACAUUGAGGUUAAACCUGAGGUAUGAGAUUCGCUCUAAGAUUGUUUUUAUGUUACGUGGUCUGUACCGGACAUAUUAUAAACAUCACCUCUAGGCCUGAAAAUAAAUGAGAUUUUAAAAACUCCACAUAUAAUCAUAUCAGUGUUAAAGCAUUGCCAAUUCCAUAAUAACAAUAAAAUAGUCAUUUACUGUGAUAGCCAACGGAGGCUGAUGUUUCAAGGAGAGACUUCCCGUCACUCCAAAGUUUGAGUGAAUUUCACUUUGUGAUUCUGGUUUAAGAUUUUUUUAAGUGUUUAUGUUUUGUUUUCCAGUUCUUACUCUUACAUAUUCAUCCCUUUAUUAAAAACAUCAUGUUUUGACACCAUAAAGACAAUUAAACAUGGCAGGAACAUUCUUACAUAUGUUUUAAUGAAUGUUUUCCUCACUAAACAUCUGUUAAUAUGUUAGACAUUUAAAGGGUCGUUUUUAUUUAUAAGUUAUUAUAUUACUAUUUUAAACCCAUAACUAAAAAUUCAGAAAGUCAUUUUUACACAUAAAGGACUACAUGUGACACUUCUAAGACUCAUCUCUUUAAACCUCAUCCACAGGCUGACUGAGAGAACUGGGAUAAAAGGCAUACAUAUACCACAUACAAUGAACUAAAUGCUUUAACGGUUACUGUGUCUAAGGUUUUGAGGAAAUACUUCUGGCAUCUAAAAGUAGAUUUCAAACCAUGGGGCUGUCAUAAAAUCACUCGUGUUGAUGUUUAUCAGAGAAAGACUUUAGAGUUCUUUCUUCUUUCUCCUUCUGGAGAGUUUGCUGCCCUUGCUUUUCCUCUGUAUUAAAAGAAAAACAAAACAAAAAAACAAAUAAUACACAUAGCAUGACAUAAUAGGUCUCCCUCUGAGAAAGGAUGAAGUUCUCUUCCAUGACCACCAUACAAAGUGGGGAAGGGGAAUCAUUUUGUCACACUAGUAUAUUUUUCAUCUAAACAAAUGUCCUGCUGAUAAAGGAAUGGCUGUGCAUUUUACAAAGAUGCUGUGAUUUAGCUGUAUGCCCACUCCAGCAAUUAGUCUGUAACACUCUGCCAACAACACAGAUUUGUUUUAAAUGCCUUAUUAAAUGUGCUG